AGACGAUAUUUUGUAAUCAUCAGAUCAACAAAUCCAACUUUUUCUCCACACAAACAAACCAAUUAGAUCAAACCAUCAACACCCAGAUACAGAAUUGAAUCAUUCAACCCCACUGUUCAAAAUUUUUGUUCAAUCUUCUUUCUUUUGAGAAGAAUGUUGGUGGGUCAUUGUCAAUCACGCUUAAGCGCGCUUUGAAUUAGGGAAGUUCUCGUUUUCCAUCCUCCAAUGGCGGCUGAUCCUCCAACAGUACAAACCGCUUUUCACGAAGAACCCCAUUGACCUCCUCCGCUUGAAAAUCCCACCGUUUUUCGUUUCAUCCUCUGAUUUCUGUUCUUCUUCGUACCCAUUUUCACCGACCCACGACUCAUGUUUGUGAACAGCGUUCUUCAAUUAUUUGUCUCUGUCUUCCCUUUUUUCCCUCAAUCACUUUGCCCUUUUCGUUGAUUGUCUUAUUUUCUUCGUUUUACUCGAGUUUUCGGUUCCCUUUGUUCGAUUGGAUGAGCUUGAGCCGAAUGUUGGAGUUUUGAAGGACUGGAAGCAAACUAACUGGUAAUAAUCGCAGCACAUCUAUGGACAUUGACUUGCAAAGAAUCUUGGAAGAGUUUCCUCAAUCGACUGCUCAUGUCAUCAUGAACAGCAACCAACGAGUCGACGAACAUAGUCCAAUUCAGCUGCCAUCUUGUGCAUUUUGCCAAAGAGUCCUAGUACCUGACAAUGAUGCCACUGGUGAACCUGAAGCCAUUGAUGUAUGUGGCGAUUGUAAAUUUUUGUUACUUGAAGAUGUUGAAACCCCUGUACGGGAUUCAUAUCACAGGACGACGUCCAGAGGAAGAAGAACUAGGUAUGGUAGUGUAGAGUCUGCUGAAAAUCUUUUUUCACAGGAAUUCACCCAUAUGAUUAACUUGGUGAGGCAAAGGCAAUCUAGCAUCUCCAGCCAUGGGGAUCGAUAUGCAGAUGGUUCGAAUGCUGCUGAUUUCAUGCAGCACUCGAGUUCCCAUACAACCCCUAAUCAAUCUAGAAGAUGGCGGCAAGUGUACUCUGAUUCUGAAAAUGAUGGUUUAGAUAGUUUUGACUCUAUGUUUGGGGAAAGUGAAUCAAAUUUCAGUUUUGGGCCUUAUAGACAUUCUUAUGGUGAUAGUGAUGCUGUUUCCUAUAGAACUUAUGGGGGUGAUUCUGAUGCUUCCUUGGAUGGACAUAGUUUCUUGGAUACAGACAUUUUUGUUCUGCCAGGUGAGGGAUCUGAUGUCGAUACUGAUACAGACAUUGAUCCCAUGCGUGCUGGUGUUGGCCAUUGGGACUCAAGUGACGAGGAGGAUGAUCAUGGUGAAUUCACAGAAGCGGACACAGAGCAAGAAGUAGAAUCUUCUGAAGCUAGACCUCAACUUCAAAAUUUUCAUGUUUCUAGUGCUCCUGGGAGAGGUAUUUCGAGCAAUUGGAAUGAACAGUUUUCUUCACCUGAAUAUGAGGGUUCAGCUCCUGGGCAAAUCAGGAGGAACAGGCGAUUUUAUUCGAUCACCAACUAUGCACAAUCAGAGUUACUAUCUUAUAUUGGGGAUUCUGGUGAAUAUCUUGACAGACAGGUUUUCGAAGAACUGCUCGAGCAAAUUGCCGAGACUACCAGCUCAAGACGGGGAGCACCUCCUGCAGCCAUUUCUAUUGUGAAAAAUCUCCCACGUUUGGUGAUUUCUAAAGAACACUUGAAGCAUGACACUAUAUCCUGUGCAAUUUGCAAGGAUUUCUUACUUGUAGGCGUUGAAGUGAAUCAACUGCCUUGCCUUCAUCUGUACCACCCUUCCUGCAUCUUGCCGUGGUUGAGUGCCCGGAACUCAUGUCCCCUUUGUCGUUAUGAACUUCCAACCGAUGAUCGGGAUUAUGAAGAGGUAAAGCGAAGUAGUAUCAAUACUGCAGAGAUUCAUGGACUUCAGCCUCGAGUAGUUUCACUCGAAAAUCCCCGUGACUUGAAUGUUGGAGCAAGUCCAGCGUUUGAAACUAGCCAAGGAGAGGAUCAGACGAACAUAGACUCUGCAGUUAAUAAUAGUAACAAUUCAGGCAGAGGAGGUAGACGACGCUGGCUGUUUGUCGCUGCUCCGAUAGUUGGUCUUGUAGGUAUAGCCCUGAUGUUAUGGUUUGGCAAUCCUUUAUGUGAUCAAAGAGUUUCGGGAGGUCAAUUUACAGACAGAAGGCAGCUCAAUGCUCGCAUUGCAGAUUCGUCAAACCAAAGAGAGAACAGAACUAGGAGAUGGUGGUAAAUCGCCUAGCAAUCGCCAGGUUUAGUUCAAAAAGUCGAUCUAACAUGAGUUUUCUUGUUUUGUUGAUUUUCCAGGAUUGAAAUCUAAGGUUUUCAGCAUGUAGUUCAGUAAAUUUCAGUUUUCCCAAGUCUUGAAGUGGAAAGAGUUGAUUUAAACCCACAAAACAACUUGUGGCUUGCUUGUGGGCACAAUGGGGCAGUAAUAAACAGGCCAAUUGGUUUGAUUGUGAAUGUAUAUACUUCCUACAAUUUGUGUAAAUAGAACUAUAUAUUUGAAUCAAAUAGAUUUGCUAUAUGAUCAUCAUCAUAAGGAUGUAUUGUUAAGAAAUAUUUUAAUAAACUUAUUAAAAUAUAAAAGGUGGCAA
Messenger RNA from Benincasa hispida (wax gourd), 2613 nucleotides. Its product is annotated as RING/U-box superfamily protein. The record is from RefSeq and is a predicted model, not a curated record. Gene Ontology annotation, molecular function: ubiquitin protein ligase activity. Lineage: Eukaryota; Viridiplantae; Streptophyta; Magnoliopsida; Cucurbitales; Cucurbitaceae. Gene Ontology annotation, biological process: protein ubiquitination. Gene Ontology annotation, cellular component: cytoplasm.